This is a messenger RNA of Sitophilus oryzae (rice weevil), 3402 nucleotides long. RefSeq names its product cannabinoid receptor 1. Gene Ontology annotation, cellular component: plasma membrane. NCBI's taxonomy places the organism in Eukaryota, Metazoa, Arthropoda, Insecta, Coleoptera, Curculionidae. Gene Ontology annotation, biological process: inflammatory response; adenylate cyclase-activating G protein-coupled receptor signaling pathway; positive regulation of cytosolic calcium ion concentration. Gene Ontology annotation, molecular function: G protein-coupled receptor activity. The record is from RefSeq and is a predicted model, not a curated record. Bases 429 to 1493 code for a protein of 354 amino acids. The transcript is spliced from 5 exons.
AUACUAGUCUGUAUAUAAACAAUUACUUGCCAGUGUUAUUAUACAUUCUUUCAUUUUGUGGACUUAGUUCUUGGUGAGAUUGAUUUUGACUAAUUAUUCUAAUAUCAGUUCAGUAAUCGAUCAGUUCAUUCUGUAUUAUCUUGGAGAUUAUUACUUUUACAUAAAAAAGGAACAUUAUUUCUGCAUGUGUAACAACAGUGAUUUAUCUUAAUUUAAACAGUGUUUGAAAUUACUAUUUUUCUUAUCGGUUACAAUGUCAAACAGGCGGUUAUUUGAUAACAGUUAGAUCAAAUCAAGAAGAUCCCAGAGUAUCAAGUCUGGGUUGUCAGUUGCGAAUUAGACUCCACACAGUUUACCGUCUCUUUUGGCAGUAUGCCGAAUAAAUAAAUAAUCGUUCAUUUAACCCGAGUUAAUACGCAAAAUUCAACAUGAUUGACCAACUUAAUGUUACUGCUGUUGCGAAGAACACAGGACACUCGUCGUGCAUCUUACAGGUGUUGGUCACCAUCUCCUUCCUAAUUGGAAUCAUUGGCAACUCCACAGCUUUAGUGAUCUUGUACAAAUCAGCUAAAACAAGAAACAGGAAGCACGUGCUGAUGCUCAGAUGGUUAGCUAUUAACGACUUGACGGCAGCUAUAGGGAUGAUGACAGUCACAAAUUUAAGAAGGUACGGAAUUGUACCGGAUUAUUGGACCUGCACAGCCUUAGUUAUAGUGCGUGGAUUUGGCCUGGGCUCAGGUGGGGUUGCCCUUAUUAUGGCCCUGGAAAGGUGGCUAGCCCUUACUAGGCCCUUUUUAUAUCAUAAGCUGGUUACCUACGAUGUUUUAAAGAGAACUUUGUGUUGCUUAUGGCUAGGAGUCCUCGCUUUGACAUACUUACCGCUUUUUGGCUUUGGUCUUUACUACGACGAUUCAAAAAAUAAAUGCACACGAUAUCGGUACGGUGCUGUUUUCAAAGACAUUGUCUAUGCCUGGUUCUUUUUUUCAGUUGGUGUCACCUUAUGUCUAGGCAUAGCUCUAUGUAAUAUAGCCGUGGUAUGCGAGCUGUCAAAGAUUAGAUCACAAAAUCGAGUGCUGGUAAGACGGAUUAGCAGGUCCUUGAUAGUUAACAACCGAGCUAGAGGUCCUAGGCAUCACCAAACGCCGGAAGAAGUAGCCUUUGCUAAGCUGAUGGCUUAUAUCUCUAUCAUUUUUGUUGUUUGUUGGGGACCACAGCUAAUAACCAUACCAAUCGCACAACUGGGAAUUACAUCAAAAGCAUCGAGUGUAUUUACCGGUAUAGCCGACAUGCUUAUGGCCGUGUAUUUGGCUUUGGACCCUUUCGUGUACGUUCUGCAGAGAUAUAUCGAGAAAGGGACUUUCGGGUUGACGUGGUGCUUUCUCAAAAGGCGGAAAUCAACCAGCAGUCUCCCUACCACUACGACCACUACAGGAGGUACACCCACUUCCGUGUUGAUCACAGCACCCACCUUCCCUAUACCUCCUAGCGCUUAAAGCUGAAUUUAUUCGUAUUAUUUAUUGCUUUACGUGGCUACCAAACUCAAAUAAAAUCCUAAGUAUGUUUUCGGUAUGUUAUACCGAUGCGAUGGAGGAACAAAAAAAAAUUACGAACAAUGUUACACCUUUUUUGGUCUUGUUUCAUCAAAACUCACAAGAUGCUUUCAAAAUGUAUUAUAUUUUCAGCAGGACUGAAUGUAAAUACAUCUGGUGUAUAUUUUACUGAAAUUAGGAUAGUAAGUGUGAAAGUACCAAAAAAUUUGUAAUAAGCUAAGUAGAUGUUGUGUUCAGCUAUUAAUAACAACUAUUAACAACAUUAAGAGUAUGUUAGCGUAUAUAAUGUGUGACUUCUUCAGCAUGUAUUUUUUGGACAUAAAAGACUUAUGUAACAAUAUUUAUUUUAAGUUAUCCGUCCUAUCAACCAAAGUAUUUGUUUGAGUAGUUUAAAGUACAAAGUAAAACAAAAACGGUGGAAAGAUAUUCAUUGAUUUUCUUCUUUCUUCGAAUGCACUGCAACGAAAACAUCAUGACCCAUAUAAAAACCGUCGGAAUUACGGAAUUGACCAAGUGUAACGAAAAAUAUUGCAUGUUUGUUAAAAAUUAAUCUUCAAGCGUUAACUACCAAAGGUUAACUGAAUAGCCUAAUGCGGCAACUAUAGAUUUCUUUUUAUAUUUCGUUUACGGAAAAUGAAACCAGGAAAAAAAUCUUUAUUAGGUUUUUUUUGGAAAAAGGAAAACUUUCUGAGCUUUAAGCUUCUAUCGAGUAUACAGUACAUCUUUCUAAGACUAACAGAAUUCUAUUUUCUGAGGUGAAAUUUCUAUCACUGCUUUAAUUUAUUAUUUAUAAUGGUUAGAAUUGGUAUUUCGUAACAGAUACUUUUGAAUUUUAGACCUAAAAAACGCCCAACUCUGCACAAUUAAUAUUAAUAAUUUAUUUCGGGUUUUAUUCAAAAAUUAUGAGUAUAAAUUGCUCGAUUCUGAUUUAUAUUUCGUGCUAAAAGCUCAUUUAUAUCAGAGAAAUCAAAUAGAUUGUGUAAUAGAAGUGACAAGUCUAGAUUAAGUACAAAUUUGAUAUAAAAUCGGGUAUUUUUAACUAGAUUAUCUCUUUUUUAAUAUUUAAAUUAAAAGAAAUUGUAUUGUAGGUCUAAAAUUUGAAAAGAAUUAAUACGAGACAAAAUAGGAAUCUAAUUGACCCAGUAUUUUGAAUGUGGUAGACUAUGAUUCGGUAUUGAAACUAAAACAAUUUCGGACUUUCAUUGUCUUUAUUUAUUUUGCUUACGCAGCGUCUCGCAACACAAUUUUUCUGCUGUAAAAUGUUGAGAGAUCUCAUCUAAAACCAAGUCAAUUUUAUUUAGUUUUAUGGGCGCCAAAUUUUUAUUAGCCUAGGGCGCAACUGUUCCCUAAAUGUGACAAAACUUUGCUCACUUGGUUGAUAACGGUCAGUGAUACUUGUAAAGACAAUGGAAGUCCAAAAUUCUUUUAGUUUGAAUUCAAAAGUACAUUAAUACAUAUUUUCACUCAUAUAGUCAUACGCUUUACCUGAUCUCUUUAAUUUUAGAUAAAAAUCAGUUAACAAUUUGCUUUUUUGGCAUCCAUUACUUUUAAAUAUUCAAAUAUAGUAAUAAACGAGUUAACUUCACGAAUACCAUUACUGCAAAAGUCUUUUUGUUAUGUAGAUAUACACUUGUUCACUCGCUAUAUAUGUAUUUUUAUUAAUAUUUUUUUGUAAUUUUAUAUUCUUGUUUUAAUAUUAUUAGAAAAAAAAUAGUAUUCAAAUAUAUGUGCUGUAAUCCAAAUAUAUCUUAGUGGUAUGUUUCUGACAAUAGACUGAUAUUUUUUUGUGAUAAAAACAAACACAUUUUAAUGUAUUAAUUGUAAAUUUACUAAAAUAAAAUAUGAAAUAUUA